Striga hermonthica is the source of this 483-nucleotide messenger RNA. The record is from the annotation of a GenBank genome assembly. Lineage: Eukaryota; Viridiplantae; Streptophyta; Magnoliopsida; Lamiales; Orobanchaceae.
AUGCCCAAUAUCAACUCGUUCGGCCUUAGUGCUUUACUGACGGUAGACCACAAAGCAGUUGUGGUUGUCGGCUGCGCUGGCGUGUGUAUGGAGGAGGACAUAAUGGAGGAGGGAUUGUUUCCAGUGGAGAGCAUGGACGAGGCCGUCAAGAUUCUGCUCGCUCGGACGUCGAAGAAAUUGCGGGAGCUGACGAGUACGCCGCCUUCCCUCGGCCGAACAGAUCAUAUCCACCUUCCCCGUCGGCGGUGCUCGCAGAAUCUCCCGCCUACCGGAUCCUCUCCGACGUCGGCCACGACACCGCCCCCCGUUGCCGACGUAAUUGUCUCGACAGUCACACGCUUCAACGGAGAGUUGAUAGUCUCAACAGUCGACACACUUCAAUGGAGAGCUGCUUUACUCCUCGCCGUUCAGACCCAAAUCCAGCCCCUCACCGCCGGCCACAGCCUACUGUCUUCAUCCUCCGCUGCCGUCCGUCUCAAAUAA